GGCACAGCGAGACGGGCACGGGCCUCAUUUUAGCGCUGUUAUUUUGGGCUCCGUCCGGCGUAUCGUUACUAUUGCAGAGAGGUACAAUGGCGUCCGACGGAGAACCCGCGAUGAAGAAGCGUCGCUCCAAUGAUGAAGGGUGGUGGAACUGCGCUUCGUGCCUCAGUUCCUCUGUGUGCUGGAGUCACGCCGCCGACGUCCUGAGCAGUGCAGCCGGGCGCCCCAAAAUCCAGAGCCGGUUGGAAGAGGCGCAGGCCGCAGUGGCCAAGGCCCAGAAGAAGGCGGAUGGCUUGCAGCGUGCGCUGAAACGGAUGGCUCGAGGCUUGACCUCCCCCGUGCUGCUGAUCCUGCAUGGCGGCUGGCUGGAAGGCGACAAGGGCUGGGCUCCGGGCCGCCUGCCGGUGAGUCUGGCGGUGCCCAGCUCGGCCCUGGACCCGGCCCUGGCGGCCUCUACGUGCGCCGCCCUGAGCAAGGUGAAGCUGGAGAUGGAGGGCUGCUCGUCGGGCAUGUUCUACGGCCGCGACGUGCCGCUGCCCGACCAGCUGGUCGCGCUCGUCCCCGCGCGGCCCGCCCAGGAGAUGCGGCCCGGCGCUGUGCUGUUCGACACGGCCAGGCAGCGCCUCUUCAUCCACGUGCGCAGAACACCCGAAAUGAAGCGGACGCGAUCUGGGUCCUGCAAGCUGCUGGGGUACCUCCUCCCGGAGGGUUUGAACAGCCUGUCGUUCACCCACGUGCCCAACGCCCGGACUGCGGCCUGCGUGUACUGCCACCGGACCGACAGCGUGUCCAUUCCCUUCACCGACGUCAAGGUGCAGACCUGCUUUGACCCGGACAAAGGCGUCUCAUCCGGUUGUGGUACCAUGAAGUCUUCACCUAACGAGACCAACAAGGCCACGAAGAAGGAUCCUGCGCAUUAGUGCUCAUGAGUUAGUUGCCCCAUUGCGAUGUGGCUGUGUUUUUUACGAUUAUUUUUACUCCAUGUGCUUCCAAUGUUCAAGUAUUAUUUUAUCGCGAGUGCAUCUGUGCACAUCUGGCUGUAAGAUUUUAUUCAGUUUUUAAUUAGUUCUUGUUUGAUGCUAAUUGUGGCCUUGGCAACCUGCAUACAAACUUUUCGAAUUUA
This is a messenger RNA of Thrips palmi, 1120 nucleotides long. RefSeq lists its product as uncharacterized. The coding region runs from base 87 to 917 and encodes 276 amino acids. Lineage: Eukaryota; Metazoa; Arthropoda; Insecta; Thysanoptera; Thripidae. The record is from RefSeq and is a predicted model, not a curated record. The transcript has 7 exons.